Molecule: messenger RNA, 1937 nt
Organism: Prosopis cineraria
Lineage: Eukaryota; Viridiplantae; Streptophyta; Magnoliopsida; Fabales; Fabaceae
Product: L-gulonolactone oxidase 3-like
Exons: 3
Cellular component (GO): membrane
Molecular function (GO): FAD binding; D-arabinono-1,4-lactone oxidase activity
Source: RefSeq, a predicted model, not a curated record
AUAAACAAAUCCCUCCGCCCCUCCUCUUUGAAUGCCUCGAAGCGUCGUCUUUAUGAAUUUCCAGCGCGCGCGGAUCCCCACCGAAAUGCGAAGCCCUGUGUGCCUUUUGUCUCUCAUCCCCACGCUCCUUCUCUCUCUAACGCCAUCGCUCCACCCUCUCCUCUCCAAUGCGACCAAUAUGGCUGUACUCUCCUCAACUCCUAUGGCGCCUGGGCCGACCGAGCGUCCUGUCACGCGCUCAACGUCACCUACCCAACCACCGAGCAACAGCUUCGCCUCGCCGUCGCUUACGCCAAUCGUAACAAUCUCAAGGCCAAGGUCGUCACCAAAUUCUCCCACACCAUUCCCAAGUUGGCUUGCCCUUCCGCUGAUAAUACUCUUUUCAUCAGUACGGAGAAGUACAGUUCAGGUAUUGAAAUUGACGCUGCUAAUUUGGUUGUGACGGUGGAUUCCGGCGUGCCGCUUCGUGAUUUGAUUGACAGAGUGGAGGAGAGCGGGUUCAGUUUGGUGGCUGCCCCGUAUUGGGAGGGUGUGACGGUGGCUGGGUUGAUUGCCACGGGUGCCCAUGGUAGUUCGUGGUGGGGCAACGGAGGAGCUGUUCAUGAUCAUGUUGUCGGGCUUACUAUUGUUGUUCCUGCUUCCAAAUCUGAAGGCUACGCCAAGAUUUUGAGGCUGGAACAGCACGAUCCUCUCCUUAAUGCUGCCAGAUUAUCGUUGGGAAUGUUAGGUGCCAUCUCCAAGGUAAAGUUAUUAAUAAAGCAUAGGUUCAAGCGAAGCGCAACCUACAAUUUUAAGGAUGAUGUUCAUAUGGAAGAUUUGUACUUGGAGCAUGCCAACAAGUAUGAAUUUGCAGACAUCACUUGGUAUCCUUCGAAGCACACGGCUGUAUACAGAUACGAUUCCAGGGUUCCCUUAAACGUCUCUGGUGAUGGCGUAUAUGACUUUAUUGGAUUUCAACCCAAUUCUAUUUUGGUCUCCAAAUCAGUUAGGGAAAUAGAAAAAUUGCAGGAAAAUAGGAGGGAUGUGAAUGGAAAAUGCCUAACGGCAACAACUACAGUAGCAUACAAGAAAUUAAUGGGAAAUGGGUUGAAGAACAAUGGCCUGAUCUUCACAGGCUAUCCAGUAGUGGGAUACCAAGGAAAAAUACAAACUUCAGGUUCGUGCUUAUAUUCGACAAGAAUUGACACAUCGUGUGCUUGGGAUCCCAGAAUCAACGGACUAUUCUUUUACGAGAGCACUGCAAUCUUCUCUGGAUCCACCUUCGGGGACUUCGUGCGUGAUGUGAAAAAACUAAGAGACUUGAACUCACAAAACUUCUGUGGCCUGGACAUCUACAAUGGCUUCUUAAUACGCUUUAUCAAAGCCUCAAAUGCAUCUCUAGGCCAAUCCCAAGACUCGGUGGUGAUUGAUUUCAACUAUUACCGUGCGGACGACCCCUCGACUCCGAGAUUAAACCAGGAUGUGUGGGAAGAGGUGGAGCAAAUGGCGUUCUUCAAAUAUGGAGCCAAGCCACAUUGGGCCAAGAAUAGGAACGUGGCUUUCUUGGGUGUGCAGGAUAAGUAUCCCAAGUUUAAGGAGUUCAUUACAGCCAAGCAACAAUUGGAUCCUCAGAAUAUGUUCUCAAGUAAAUGGUCAGAUGACUUAGUGUAUGGCAAACAAGGGGAAAAAGUUGACGGGUGCGCGUUGGAGGGACUGUGUAUAUGUUCUGAAGACAGACAUUGCAGUCCACAAAAGGGGUAUUUUUGCAGACAAGGCCUCGUCUACAAAGAAGCCCGAGUUUGUAGGUACUCACCGUUCUCCAUUGCCUGAUGCUUUUGUGGUACACACACACACAUAUAUUACUCUACUCGUCAUUAUGUAAUUAAUAAUUAAGUGAGAAUUCACAUUUUAUGGGGGAAUUUUUCAGAAUUUCGUAUGGCAAACAUUUAUAAGCAUCA